Molecule: messenger RNA, 2646 nt
Organism: Mus pahari (shrew mouse)
Lineage: Eukaryota; Metazoa; Chordata; Mammalia; Rodentia; Muridae
Gene: Adgrd2
Product: adhesion G protein-coupled receptor D2
Exons: 18
Coding region: 1-2646 (881 amino acids)
Biological process (GO): adenylate cyclase-activating G protein-coupled receptor signaling pathway; cell surface receptor signaling pathway
Cellular component (GO): membrane
Molecular function (GO): G protein-coupled receptor activity
Source: RefSeq, a predicted model, not a curated record
AUGGCAGGCCCUGUGGCAGAUAGGGAAACUGAGGCUCUGCUGCCUGUACCCACAGGUGAGCACACCACGGCUGCGUUGGUCUUCCACGAGAGGACUGCUGACAGGGCCGCACGGCUGCUCACGGUCCUCCCCGAGCUGGCGGCGCUCACGGCUUGUGUGCAUGUUCAGUGGGACGAGACAGCAACUGAGGCGGUCACUCUCUUCUCCCUGGCCACGCUGGCUGUGGCCAACGCGCUGCAGCUGCGCGCCUUCGCGGAACCCGGAGGCUAUGUGCGCGCAGCGCUCGUGGUGCGUGGCCAUCACGCGCCCUUCAACGCCAUCUUCCGCUCUGACAGCCGCUGGCACCACGUGUGCGCCACGUGGGAGCAGCGCAGCGGGCACUGGGCGCUGUUCACUAAUGGAAGGCGAUGUGCAGAGGCUCAGGGACUCAGCGUGGGUCACCCAGUGCCGCCCGAUGGUGUGCUUGUGCUGGGUCAGGAUCAGGACUCCCUGGAUGGCGGGUUCUUGGCCCGCGACGCCUUCAGUGGCAACCUCACUGACUUCUACCUGUGGGACCAGGUGUUGAGCCUCGAGCAAGUGCGCCGAGCUCGUGCCUGCACGCCACCCCCUGAGGGCUUGUUCUUUCAGUGGGACCCAGAGGCCCUGGACAUCAUGCCCUCACUGUUGCCCACCGUGCUUGUGCGCCUGCUCUGUCCUGUACCCUCAGAGGAGUGCCCCACGUGGAACCCAGGACCUGGCACCAAGGGUUCUGAAUUCUGCGUGCACCUACAACUGUUUCUCUGCUGCUACCCAAAAGACAAGGCUUCCAGCUUCCUGGGUCGCCUGGCGAGAGUCCUGGCAGAGAAGCCAGGUCCACUGGGGCCUGUGACCCUGCUGGCCAUCCUGCACUUCCUGAAGAGGGUGGCUGCCCUCAGAGCUGAGGAGCCAGAGCUGCCGACCCAGCCCUGGGAGGAGCUUGGCAGAAGCUUUGUGUCUGUGGCCAGCCUGACCCUGGAGGAGCAAUCAGCCAGCGCGUGGCUGUCUAUCUGUGAGUCCUAUAGUGGGGGAGAGGACAAGUCAGCCAUACAACUGGACACCCCAGAAGAAAGCCUCCCUCCUGAGAUCCAGCUGCUGCCCCAUCUGAUCCCAGGCCUGGAGGUGCAAAACCUGCACCUGAGGGAGGCCAGCACUGGAGGGCACACGUUCACCAUUCCAGCGGGCAUCCAGAUGGACCAGGCCACAUCCACAUCCCUGCAGGUGAAGUCCCUAAGCACCCAAGUGGGGUCAGCUAUACUCUCCUCUGAGGUACGAGAUGCUGCCGGGGAGCUCAGCACAGCGGUGACCUUUCACCUGCAGCACCAGGCCCAGGUCUUUCCAAAGAGGAUUCUAGAGCCUGUCUGUGCUUUUUGGAAUUUCAGUGCCAACUCAGAUGCAGGGGGCUCCUGGGCCACCACUGGCUGUUCAGUGCUCACUCUACACCCGGACUCUACCACCUGCUUCUGCAAGCACAGUACCAGCUUUGCCAUCCUUCUGCAGGUGCAUGACGUCCAGGGAGGUCCUGAAGAGGAGUCACUGCUGAGGACUCUGUCAUUUGUGGGCUGUGGUGUGUCCCUCUGUGGUGUGUCCCUCUGUGGUGUGUCCCUCUGUGCUCUUGCUACCACCUUCUUGCUCAUCGUGGUGGCUGGGGUUCCCCCGUCUGAGCGGACCACAAUCCACAAGAAUCUUAUUCUUUCCCUGGCCUCUGCUGAGGGCUUCCUCAUGACCAGCGAGUGGGCGAAGACCAACAAGGUGACCUGUGUGGCUGUCACAGCAGCCAUGCAUCUUCUCUUUCUGGUUGCCUCCUCCUGGAUGCUGGCAGAGGGACUGCUGCUUUGGAACAAGGUGGUAGCCGUGAGCAUGCACCCAGGUCCCAGGAUGAGGCUGUACUAUGCUGCAGGUUGGGGCAUUCCUGUGGCCAUUGUGGCCAUCACCCUAGCAUUGCACCCUCAUGACUACGUGGCUUCUGGACACUGCUGGAUCAAUGUUCACACGGAUACCAUCUGGGCCUUUGUGGGGCCCGUUCUGUUUGUGCUGACUGCCAAUACCUACAUCCUGGUCCGUGCUGUAAUGGUCACUGUAUCCAGCACCCACCGCCGUGCACGCAUGCUGAGCCCACAGCCUGACCUACAGCAGAAGAUCAAGUUCCAAAUGUGGGCCAUGGUGAAACCCGUGCUGGCCCUGUUACCUGUCCUGGGCCUGACCUGGCUGUUUGGCCUCCUGGUACACAUUAGCCCAAUCUGGGCCUACGCUGCUGUGCUUCUCAAUUCCUUCCAGGGCCCAUACAUCUUCCUUAUCUACGCUGCUUACAACGGAGAGGUGGGUAUGAGUCAAGGAUGGACCUACCUGUUGGGCUCUAGGGAAGGUCAAGGCCUGACCCGUGCUACCCUGCAGGUGCAGAGCGCACUUCGGAGGAUGACAGAGAAGAAGGCAGCUGAGGUGCUCAGGGCAGAGCAGGUGCACUUGGCCAAGGGCUUCAUGUCCCUGGGCCAUGGCCCAGGAGAACGCCCGAGUCUGGGAUUCUCAGGGAAGAUCUGUUGCUCUCAGAGGGACCCAUGGACCCAGGAUUCCCUCAGCCUUCUCUUCCAUUACAGAACCCAGGAGACCGGCUGUGGAGUUGACAGCAUUUAA